This is a messenger RNA of Corvus hawaiiensis (hawaiian crow), 10167 nucleotides long. RefSeq names its product histone deacetylase 9 (gene HDAC9). Gene Ontology annotation, molecular function: histone deacetylase activity. Bases 375 to 3722 code for a protein of 1115 amino acids. Gene Ontology annotation, cellular component: histone deacetylase complex. The record is from RefSeq and is a predicted model, not a curated record. NCBI's taxonomy places the organism in Eukaryota, Metazoa, Chordata, Aves, Passeriformes, Corvidae. Gene Ontology annotation, biological process: negative regulation of transcription by RNA polymerase II; chromatin organization. The transcript has 26 exons.
UACUCGGUUUGAUGGUUUGUUAGAGGCAGUUUCCCCCCCGCCCUCUCAGGAAGCCCAAAGCACAGAGAUAUUUCUUCAUUUCUUCUUCCACCUGCCGUUGGCUGCCCGAACGCAACUGCUCAAACUCGGCAGCGCUCAGCCCCCCGCACGCUCACGGCUCCCUUCCUGCGGGCGGGGGCUGCCGACUGUGGAUUUGGGGUUUUUCCCUCUCCUCAUAGAUACUUGUGCCAAUGCUUAAACACUGCUAAUUGCCGAAGCAUAUUAUCUUACAACCCUCGCUGGAGGAGGUAGGACCGCAGAGGGUCGUGCCCGGCGCCUAUGUGCAAGUGCAGUGAUGAAUCUCUUGUGUAGCUGAAGUGCAGACCAGGUGGAAUAUGCUGCAGACAAUUUACGAGAGUGAAUCGUGUUUUUCCUCAGAUGGGGUUUCUGGACGUGAACAGCUCUUGGCUCAGCAAAGAAUGCACAGUAUGAUCAGCUCAGUGGAUGUGAAGUCGGAGGUUCCCGUGGCGCUGGAGCCUAUCUCACCAUUGGACUUGCGAACCGAUCUCAGGAUGAUGGUUCCCAUGGUGGACCCAAUUAUGCGCGAAAAGCAGCUACAGCAGGAACUGCUCCUGAUCCAGCAGCAGCAGCAAAUUCAGAAACAACUGCUCAUUGCAGAGUUUCAGAAGCAGCAUGAAAACCUGACCCGCCAGCAUCAGGCCCAGCUCCAGGAACACAUAAAGUUACAACAGGAACUCCUAGCCAUUAAACAACAGCAAGAACUCCUUGAAAAAGAGCAGAAACUGGAGCAGCAAAGACAAGAGCAGGAACUGGAGAGGCAUCGCAGGGAGCAACAGCUUCCUUCCCUCCGAGGAAAAGAAAGAGGACGAGAAAGGGCAGUGGCCAGUACAGAAGUGAAGCAGAAGCUUCAAGAGUUCCUGUUGAGUAAAUCGGCAACAAAAGACUCUCCAGCAAACGGGAAGAAUCAUUCCAUGAGCCGCCACCCCAAGCUCUGGUACACGGCUGCCCACCAUACCUCACUGGAUCAAAGCUCUCCACCCCUGAGCGGGGCCUCGCCACCGUACAAAUACACUUUACCAGGAGCACAGGAUGCCAAGGAUGAUUUUCCACUUCGUAAAACGGCUUCAGAGCCAAAUUUGAAGGUACGUUCAAGAUUAAAACAAAAGGUGACAGAAAGGAGAAGCAGUCCUUUACUCAGGAGGAAGGAUGGAAAUGUCGGUUCAUUCAAGAAACGUCUUUUUGAGGUGACAGAAUCCUCAGUCAGUAGCAGCUCCCCUGGAUCAGGUCCCAGUUCCCCAAGCAAUGGUCCGACUAGCAGUACAACAGAAAAUGAAACCUCAGGUUUGCCACCUAACAUUCAAGCUGAGCACCUGGUUUCCCAGCAAGGCCUUUUGAUACAGGACGAAUCAGUGAACUUGUUGAGUCUGUACACAUCCCCUUCUCUGCCCAACAUUACCUUGGGACUUCCAGCAAUACAACCUCAAAUCAGUGGAGUCAGGGAGUGCUCCAGGAAAAGUAAUAGCUUCCCACUACUACAGGCUUCAUCGUCAUUCAAAGAAAAGCAGAAGGGGGAGACCCCAUCACUUAGACAAGGAGUGGCCUUGGCUGGACAGUACGGAGGAAACAUUCCUCCAUCGUCAACUCAUCCUCACAUUGCUUUGGAGGGAAAGCCAAACAGCAGCCACCAAGCUCUCUUGCAGCAUCUGUUACUGAAAGAACAAAUGAGACAGCAAAAACUUCUUGUGACUGGAGUGGUUCCUCUUCAUCCACAGUCUCCUUUAGCAGCAAAGGAGAGAGUUUCACCUGGCAUAAGAGCUGCCCACAAAGUGCCUCGUCACAGGCCACUGAACCGAACCCAGUCAGCUCCUCUUCCUCAGAGUACUUUGGCUCAGCUGGUCAUCCAGCAGCAACAUCAGCAAUUUUUGGAGAAGCAGAAACAAUACCAGCAGCAGAUCCACAUGAAUAAGAUGCUUUCUAAGUCCAUUGAGCAGCUCAAGCAGCCUGACAGUCACCUGGAGGAAUCUGAAGAAGAGCUUCAUGGAGAUCACUCGAUGCAGGAAGAGCAAGCUCCUGCCAGCGGUGCCAGCAUUAGGGCUGAGAGCAGCAGUGCUGGUGUGGAUGACAGAAUAGGACUGCAGGUGGGGGCUGUGAAAGUCAAAGAGGAGCCACUGGACAGUGAUGAGGAUGUUCAAACCCAGCAAAUGGAAUCUGGGGAGCAAGCUGCUUUUAUGCAACAGGAGUUCCUGGCACAUCGGCAUGUCCACCAGUUGCAAAUCUACCAGGCUCAGAUGGCUACAGUUGGCAUGGCAGGAUCAGAUAAACAUCGACCACUUUCCAGGACUCCAUCUUCCCCCACUGACUCCACAUUACCUCACCCAGACAUGGACCAGCCCAGCCAGCAUGUCUACACAACUGGUGUUGUGUAUGACAGUCUGAUGCUGAAGCACCAGUGUAUGUGUGGGAACUAUGCUAAUCACCCCGAACACGCUGGAAGAAUCCAAAGCAUCUGGUCGAGGCUGCAAGAAACUGGGUUGCUAAACAAGUGCGAGCGCAUUCGAGGUCGAAAAGCCAGUCUGGAGGAAAUACAGCUGGUUCACUCUGAACAUCAUUCACUGCUGUAUGGCACCAGCCCACUGAACAGACAGAAGCUGGACCCCAGGAAACUCCUAGGAAACGUGUCUCAAAAACUCUUUUCCUUGUUGCCUUGUGGGGGACUUGGGGUGGACAGUGACACCGUUUGGAACGAGCUGCACUCGGCCGGGGCGGCACGCAUGGCGGUGGGCUGUGUCAUCGAGCUGGCGGCCCGCGUGGCCUCCCGGGAGCUGAAGAAUGGCUUUGCUGUUGUAAGGCCCCCAGGCCAUCAUGCUGAAGAAUCAACAGCCAUGGGGUUCUGCUUUUUUAAUUCGAUUGCAAUUACUGCCAAAUACUUGAGAGACAAGCUAAAUAUAGGCAAGAUAUUGAUUGUAGAUCUGGAUGUUCACCAUGGCAACGGUACACAGCAGGCUUUUUAUGCUGACCCCAGCAUCCUGUAUGUUUCCCUCCAUCGCUAUGAUGAAGGCAACUUCUUCCCCGGCAGUGGAGCCCCAAAUGAGGUUGGAAGUGGCCCUGGUGAAGGGUAUAACAUAAAUAUUGCUUGGACAGGUGGCUUGGAUCCUCCUAUGGGUGAUGUUGAGUAUCUCACAGCAUUCAGGACUGUGAUUAUGCCAGCUGCCAACGAGUUUGAUCCAGAAAUUGUCCUGGUGUCAGCAGGAUUCGAUGCUGUGGAAGGCCACGACCCUCCGCUGGGCGGGUACAAAGUCACAGCUAAAUGUUUUGGUCACCUAACCAAGCAAUUGCUGAAGCUGGCGGACGGCCGCGUGGUGCUGGCACUGGAGGGAGGACAUGACCUUACUGCCAUCUGUGAUGCCUCUGAAGCCUGUAUAAAUGCCCUUCUAGGGAAUGAGCUGGAGCCUCUCCCAGAAGAUAUUGUGCACCAAAUCCCCAAUAUGAAUGCAAUAGCUUCUUUAAAAAAGACCACUGAAAUUCAAAGCAAGUACUGGAAGUCAGUGGAGCCAUACUCUGUGCCAGUGGAUUGUGCUCUGGCUGAGUCUCAGAAGCAGGAGAGGGAGGAGACAGAAACAGUAUCUGCUAUGGCCUCUCUUUCAGUGGAUGUUGAGCAGUGUAUUCCUCAGGAAGGCAGCAGAGCUGCUGGUGAGCCCAUGGAAGAAGAGCCAGCCUUGUGAAGUGCCAAGUCCUCUCUGAUAUUUCCUGUGGGUGACAUCAUUGUGUAUCCCCCAAAGCACCCUCAGACAUGUCUUGUCUGCUUCUUGGGUGGCACAGAUCAGAUGGAACAUAAACACUGGGCACAAAACUCUGAAUAGCAGCUUCACUUGUUCUUUGGAUGGACUUGAAAGAGCCCAAAAGAUUCCUUAAAUGUAACCGCUACAAUUCUAGAGUUACAGUAAAAUGGGCUUGGGAGAAAGAGCCUAGAGCAUGCUUUUUUUAUGCUGUUUGACCCACUCACUAACACAAAUUGUGAAAUAGAGUAUUGCAAAAUUCUACAUGAUAGAUUAUAGAUAUGAGAAUUGCAACAGCCAGCAACAUACUCUGUGAACUCCAUGAAUCACUUUCUGACACUUUUUACUGGGUAAUUUUUUUCAUACUGUGUCAAAUUGUUAAUAGAAUUUGUUUUCUUUGCUCCGUGUAAUGAAGAAAAAAACCCCACCCUUCUUUUACGUGCCAUUUUUUAACCUCCUGUAAUGAAUUCUUAGCUGAAUAAGUGAAAAGUGUUUAAAUUAUGAUGAGGGAUUUUAGCUAAAGGAAAAGCACUUCUUAUUGUACUAUAAAUCCCCCAAAGUACUGUGCUUGGUGGUGCUUUAUUUUCUCUUCCCUAUACCUGGCCAUCCCUCCCCAUUUCAUGUAGUCUUUUCUAUCAUAAAAACACAUUCAUGAUUCUCUAAAAUGAGCGAUCUUUUGCCUUUAAGAAAAAAUGCUGUACCCUCUGUAGUUGACAGUAGCUCUCACCAUAUGUGCAGCAGAGAUCAAGUAUGGAUAGUUUUUCAACGUGUUUUUGGUUUGUUCUGAAAUGUUUCUGCGUUCCAACUCCAAAGCAGCGACCUGCAGUAACUGCGUGCAGCUCAUUUGAAGCUCAGGUGUUUCUGUGGAGGUUGUGUGGGAGUGUUUUUUACAGGUCGUGAUGUGAAUACGAACUGAUUCUUUUAUGUAGUUCUGCACCAAGGGAACUGAUGUUGCUUAAGAAGCUUCAAAGGGUUUAGGCUUUUUUUAGAUCCCCAAAGUGCAGCAAGAUCUCCCUGCAAUGUGACUUUAGCUGUUUAAUUCCAUGUUUGAGAACGUAACAUAGAGUUGUGCCUUUAGCUGAAAAUGAACGCUUAAACUGUUACACGUGUUGCCUUACUGUCAGAGAGAGAGAUGGGGCAUGUAUGUAAGAUGUUCAAAUGAACAAAACUCUGCUACAGUAACUUUUAUUUUGUUUACAACUUUCUCACCUAAUGAACCCCGGGAGAUACCUUGAAGUAUUCAGCUUGCAGUAUUUGAUAGCUUGCUCAGCUUUUAAAAGCAAGUGAUGUUAAUUUUUUAUAUAUUUUCCAAAUUCAAGAAAAAAAAAAAGAUAUAUAUUAAAGCCAUAAGUGAAGACUGUCAUGCUUUUUAUUCUGAAAUCUGAAAGGAACCUUAAUUAAAACAAGAUUUUGGGGAAGGCCAUGAUAUGAAAGAUAUGGAACAAUAUGGUUUCAGUUAUAGGCAGACUCAAACCUGUAAAUCAAAGAUGAAAGAUUUCCCUCAAAUAGAAUUAUAUAAUUCUCUUUUGUUAUGCAGUCAGACUAUAUUUUUCAUGCAUUUGGGUUUGUUUACGAUUAGCAUUUUAAUUUUAAAGACUUUUAUUACUUAUACCAAAGCUCUCCACUGCAAGUUAGAAAUAUGAGGCAUGCUUUGAAAAGGGAAAGCUAAAAAAAGGGAUGUCAUUUCCUAUAAUGUGAAGUAAACUUUUAUUCUGAAAGGUUUACUCUAAAAUGAAUGUAUGCCCCUUAAAAAGGGAAAUAAAAUUCUGACCCUCAGAAAGUGAAAUAAAAUUCUACCCCCCAUUUACAAGCCAAAACCAUGCUUGUUUUAGUAAUGCAGAGAGUCCCAGCAGGCUAAAUUAAUUCCUGGUGUAAACCACCUCGCCUGACUUUGGGCUGUUCUGAAGGGGUUGUUCACAUGACUAAAGCAAUCAGGAGUUCCUCCUGCAUUUUCAGCAGACUCGUGACGGCAAUCUUGCUUGCCAUUUACUACGAUUUUGUUAUGGUCAUCAAAGAAAUUUCCCUUCAAGGAAACCAAGGGCUAUAGCUGAUGAGUUGGGUAAUUUGUAGAACUUUUCACAUUUUGAAAUAAUGGCUGCAAAAUUUCAUUUGAGUGCAUAGUGACAUCAUUUUAAAAUUAACCCUAAAAUUUGUUUGUGUCCUUCGCAUGCAUGAAAUUGUAUAUGAAUUGCAAUCUGAAGUGUGAGUUACAAGCUUUUGCAAUCAAAGUCUGUAUUCUGGGGUGCAAAUCAGCUAAAGAUGCCUUUUGUAGCUGGAAAUGCUUUUAAAACGCCAGAAUCAUUUGAAUUAAACCACAUUAUAAAGUCACACUUAUACAUUUGUACAGAUGUAGUCCCAGACAGAUAUCUAGACAUGCUAUUGGCUGAAGUUGGGAUCAUUUGGAUAAAUAAGUGUGCUAAUAAACUGCACACAGAUUGUGUCCAGAACUCUGUUCCGACUGAAGUCAGUAGCAGUCCUCUUUGAUUUCAAUGGGAGAUGGAUCAGGCCCUGCUUUCCUUUUCCCCUUUAAGUCAAGAACGCCAUUGCUUUUUGAUUAUGUCAUUCCAAGGCAUCUUAUGGCCCUCUGGGAAAUGAUUGAGGCUUAUGGUGAAUAUCAACACUUCCUUCAAAGCAGACCUGGGCUUUCUGAGAGGGCAGUUUCACUUGCUGCUGUUUUCUUCUCACAGUAUUUUUUAUUACCAUCAAUAGCUCCCCAUGGACUAGAGUUAAAAUAUCUUCCAGCAUUUUUAGUCAUACUUCCAGGGAAAUAUUCACAUAGACACUCUUUAAAAUGCCCAGUUUUAACUGGAUUCAACAACAGAUUCCAAGAAUUUCAGAAAGAUGCAUGAAUUGCGUGUUUCAAAUGUAAAAAUUCAGAUUUUUGAGGGGACAUCAGAGUCUCUUGUCUCCCACAGACCUUUCCCACUAGGCUAGAGAGAUUGACACCUCUGAAAAUUCAGUCCCAGAUAUUUCAAGUUGGCUGCCAAAAUAUCUGUGUCUGAGCUUAGAUUGCAUCUGAAACUGAGCUGAAAUGCAUGAACAAGGGUGGUCUCUUCGUGUGAUUCCAUGGGGAAGGUGAAGCUGAGGAGGCAGCAGGGAGCACUUGGAGCCAGGGUGACCCUCUGCCUGGUGCUGGUGGCACGAGGGCUGCAGGCAGACAAAAGGACAUCCCACAGUACCUCCACCCCAGGCUGCCAUUGCCACUGGCAGCAAAUCUUUGCCUCAUGGGGAAAUCCUGCAGUAAUUUGCACUCUGCCCCUGUGCCAAAGGCACCAACUUACCAGAACAAGAGAUGCCUCAGCAGCAAGUUUCACUAACAUGCUUACUCCAGUUCAUUUUCUUCUCUAGCAUUAGGAACUAAGAAUCAAGCUCAGUGGGGUCUUUCUUGUAUUACUAUGCUUUUCUCGUACUUUUCUUGUAUUCCUAGGUCCUUCAGUUCAUAGUACAAACUGAAAACUAAAAAGAGACAUGACUCAGGAUAUCAAGAAAAGAAUGAUUUUUAUCCAGCUUAAGGCUCUUACCUGGGCUGGAGUAAGAACAGUGAUAAAUAGCAAAUCUAACAACUGCUGAAACCUAAGAGUCUUGCACUUCAUUUUUGGACUCUGUGGAGGAAUUCUGCAUAUGCUCAUUUGGUUUUAAUAUAAUUUGCAGCUUGAUUAUAUGAUCUCUUUUCAGGCAACAUUUCUAGCGGAUAAUCAAAGUUCACAAGAAUUUUGCCAGUGUAAAGAUGACAGAAUUAUUCCCUUUUUUAAUCAUGUACCUUUCUAAUUUUACUUUCACUGCAAAUCAAGCAACUAAUUCCAAGCAAGUGAAUCUGAGAAAAGUAAAAUCAUUAAGCUAUCUUAAAUAAACAUCAUAAAAGAAAUGGAAAACAUUGUGCAAAUAAAGAUGGCUAUGCCUUUACUUUGCAAAAAAGUCAACAACAUGCUGCAGGCUGAAUAUAAGUGGCAAAAUGAACCCCUCUCUAGAGUAUGUGGUAUUUUAAUUGGUGUAUUAUCCAAGUUCAGCCUCUCUGAAAAGAUGAGAGUCACAACGGAGAUGAAAUAUUAGAAAGGUUUUGCUGCAGCCAACACCAGAGAUCCUGUAGAGAACAAGAAUGUAGAGACUGACUAAUUUUUGUAGACAGACAGCAGGACACUUUCGGGGCAAUGUGUCUGGGACAAAGAAUUAGAGGGAACUUUUCCAAAGGCACUGAUGGCUGUAAGACAACUAACUCCUAUUAGCUUGCAGGGGCAAGGAGGUGCUCAGCAAACAUUUAUUCUUUGGGAAAUAUCCCCCCUGUCCCACCAGCAUGCCCACAUGCAUGCAGAUGUGAACCUGGCUGGGCUAUUUUCUCUCCUAAGCAGCAGCAGCAGCAGCAGCAGCCAUGUGUGCUGCCCUGAUGUGUGUUCUGUGCAUUUGUCUGAGAAGUUCUCAGCCCCUAGAAGACACUUCAUAACAUGACUGAUGGGGGAAUUUUUUUUUCUCAAUAGUGGCCUUUCCAGAAGCGUAGCAGUGCAUGGUUGUUUUAUUUUUAAAGGUCACAAUAGAGCUUUGUGAACCAUUGUUCUUUUUUUUUUUACAGACUCCAUAUGGAAGUAAAACAGAAUAUGUACCUGGGGAGGGGGGGUAUGGUGUGUGGAACCUGCCAGGAAAGAAUCACUCUUAAAUCAGGUUUCUGCUACUUGCUUUUCAUCCUGGAUUUGAAGGAGUAUGGGUUCUAAAUUUUCAUUUAAGAUCUUUCUUUGUCAUGUCACUUGCUUUGUUUUUGUACCUGUAAUUGAAUUCACCCUUGUAACACAUAGAAAACUAUCUUAAAAAAAGUCUGUCUUUUCUGACAGAUUCCCCUGCCCUUCGUGUGGGAAUGAGAAUAGCUUAUCUUUGUCACUUCUCGCAACAAUUAAAUGCUUUAUUUUUGUAACGGAUCCAAACUGCAGCAGUAUUUUAAGAGUACUAUUUAGCUGGCUGUCUGCUGACUGUUAAAAAAAGAAAUUGUGAAACUUACAUGCCUCUCUAACCUCAAAAGAGACCCAUUUUGAUUUUAACAAUGUCAUUUUUUCACUUGAUCCAAAAGGGUUUUGUCCCAUGACAUCUUGUUACCAACCCAGUUCUAAUCACUAGUAAAUCACACACUACAAAGAGUGAAGACCAAAAAGGAUAGACGUUCCAGCAGCUCUCAGUUAUGUCUCUUCUGCACAGUCCUUCAUUCUGCUCUAGUGCCAUUCUCUGUCGUUCAGCAUAUUAGCAUAGAUGAUAGCAAAAUAUAAAUUGUUCUGCACCAUCCAAGAUACUUCUCUUUGGAUGUCAAUUAGCACACUGUGAGUUGGGCUGUCAUUUGUAAGGGCUGUGAUUUAUAAUAAAGACAGGCUUCUGUGGGGGUGGUCUAAAGACAAGUGAUGCAUGCAAGCAGUGGCACUGGCACUGUGCAGUGAGAAUGAUUCUGUGCCAAGGUCUCCACACAUUACCCCCUUCCGAUGGUAUGCCUGCAUGGCCAGAGGCACAUUUGCAGUAGCAGAGCCAUAGGACAUCCUGAUUCAAAGGCCAUUUAAAUCCCUCCUCUAACAGCCUUUGGGUAAUAUUUGGGAGGCAGCUAGAGCAGGAAACUGAACUUUGCGCUCAGCCACACAAAACUAAGAAAAGCCCAGUUACAGAGCUGAGCUUCCCCACACAUACCUUUUUCUGAUAUAAAGUGCCAGCUCUGCUCCUAGAAAAGUCUGUCUGAGAGAAUAUUGACUGUGAUGGAUCUAUUCUAUUGGCUUCACGAGUGUGUAUACGUCAUGUGUUAGGGGAACAGGUUCAUACUCAUGUCUCUUGCUGCUUAGUUUACUGCUGUUUUAAAUUUCAUGAUUGGCUUAAUAUUCCAAGUUAGGAUGCAGUAGGAAAGCGUAAAGCAAUACCUGGUGAGGUCAUAACUAAGGCUUUCAAAGCAAGCUUAUUGCCAUGGGUUUUUACAAGACUGACUUUUUGGUCUAGGGAUGCACAGCUGAAAUGUCUAUUUUUUUUCUUGGAAAAUUGAUGUUGCUAUCUGUUUCCAUGAUAAAAACCAGUCCUUUUGCUCAGAGCUCUGAAAGUUUAUCUGUAAUUUGUCUUUCCAGGCAGAGCAGAUUCUAAUGGAUAAAGCAUCAGUGGGACUGACCCAAAGGGCAACAUUUUUAAAGGUCAAUAGUAAUAUUUCCAUAAGAGUAAAAGGAACCAUCGUUAUUAUUCCUGAUACAUUUUUGUAUCUGAAAGUAUCCAAUGAGUAAUGUUAAGUAAUAUCGUGCUCCAGAACUUUGUUGAUUAUAGAUAUAUGAGCAUUGGAUUGGCGUGAAAUAGUCUUCAACCAAGAUGUUAAAAUCCCUUUUGUUUUGUGUUUUGUAUAAUUCUUUGGCUAUAGUCUUGUCCUAGUGUUAAUAAAAGCUAUUUGAAGUAA